AGGCAGCUCCAGUCCCACAUUUCCUCCACACUUUUCUAUCUCCCCUCACCAUUAGGGCCUGGGGUGGUGAGAGCUACUGAGGCAGAGGAAAAAGUGCAUACACACCCAUAUAUGGUCUUAAUUUGGGACUCAGAGUUUAUCUAAGAGAAGACGCUCGGGAGUGUGUGUGAGAGAGGGCGCGGUAGAGCCAAGGAAAGAGGGGGAAGCCAGCGGAGCGGGCGGUCUCGGCAGGGAAGCCGUCCCACCUGCUGCGGGGGGAACCGCCGGGGAGGGGCCGCAGCCGCGCGGCCGGGCGAUGGGGGAGUUCCCGCGAGUGGCCCAGCGCCCAGGCCGUACGGGGGGCUGUUCGGGUGGAGGUGGGGGAGCAGCCGGGACACCAAAAUAGGAGCCGCUUGUGGGCUGGCGCUGCACUAGCAGGCAGUCUCCGCCGCGCCUCUUCCAAAGAUGGUCAGAGGGUCCGGCGGCGCCCCCGCUCCCGCUCGCUGCUAGCCCGCGGGCCAGCACCGCGUCCCGAAGCUUCUGCCGGAGCCAUGGCUCUAAAAGGACAAGAAGAUUAUAUUUAUAUUUUCAAGGAUUCGACACAUCCAGUGGAUUUUCUGGAUGCAUUCAGAACAUUUUACUUGGAUGGAUUAUUUACUGAUAUUACCCUUCAGUGUCCUUCAGGCAUAAUCUUCCAUUGUCACCGAGCUGUUUUAGCUGCUUGCAGCAAUUAUUUUAAGGCAAUGUUCACAGCUGACAUGAAAGAAAAAUUUAAAGAUAAAAUAAAACUCUCUGGCAUCCACCAUGAUAUUCUGGAAGGCCUUGUAAAUUAUGCAUAUACCUCCCAAAUUGAAAUAACUAAAAGAAAUGUUCAAAGCCUGCUUGAGGCAGCAGAUCUGCUACAAUUCCUUUCAGUAAAGAAGGCUUGUGAGCAGUUUUUGGUAAGGCACUUGGAUAUUGAUAAUUGUAUUGGAAUGCACUCCUUUGCAGAAUUUCAUGUGUGUCCAGAAUUAGAGAAGGAAUCUCGAAGAAUUCUGUGUUCAAGGUUUAAGGAAGUAUGGCAACAAGAAGAAUUUCUGGAAAUCAGCCUUGAAAAGUUUCUCUUUAUCUUGUCCAGAAAGAAUCUCAGUGUUUGGAAAGAAGAAGCUAUCAUAGAGCCAGUUAUUAAGUGGACUGCUCAUGAUGUAGAAAAUCGAAUUGAAUGCCUAUAUAAUCUGCUAAGCUAUAUCAACAUAGAUAUAGAUCCAGUGUAUUUAAAAACAGCUUUAGGCCUUCAAAGAAGCUGCCUACUAACUGAAAAUAAGAUACGCUCUCUAAUAUACAAUGCCUUGAAUCCCAUGCAUAAAGAGAUUUCCCAGAGGUCCACAGCCACAAUGUAUAUCAUUGGAGGCUAUUACUGGCAUCCUUUAUCAGAGGUUCACAUAUGGGAUCCUUUGACAAAUGUUUGGAUUCAGGGAGCAGAAAUACCAGAUUAUACCAGGGAGAGCUACGGUGUUACAUGUUUAGGACCCAACAUCUAUGUAACUGGGGGCUACAGGACAGAUAACAUAGAAGCUCUUGACACAGUGUGGAUCUAUAACAGUGAAAAUGAUGAAUGGACAGAAGGUUUGCCAAUGCUCAGUGCCAGGUAUUACCACUGUGCAGUCACGUUGGGUGGCUGUGUCUAUGCUUUAGGUGGUUACAGAAAAGGGGCUCCAGCAGAAGAGGCUGAGUUCUAUGAUCCAUUAAAAGAGAAAUGGAUUCCUAUUGCAAACAUGAUUAAAGGUGUGGGAAAUGCUACUGCCUGUGUCUUACAUGAAAUUAUCUAUGUCAUUGGUGGCCACUGCGGCUACAGAGGAAGCUGCACCUAUGACAAGGUCCAGAGCUACAAUUCAGAUAUCAACGAAUGGAGCCUCAUCACCUCUAGUCCACAUCCAGAAUAUGGAUUGUGCUCAGUUCCAUUUGAAAAUAAGCUCUAUCUAGUCGGUGGACAAACUACAAUCACGGAAUGCUAUGACCCUGAACAAAAUGAAUGGAGAGAGAUAGCUCCCAUGAUGGAAAGGAGGAUGGAGUGCGGUGCCGUCAUCAUGAAUGGAUGUAUUUAUGUCACUGGAGGAUACUCCUACUCCAAGGGAACAUAUCUUCAGAGCAUUGAGAAAUAUGAUCCAGAUCUUAAUAAGUGGGAAAUAGUGGGUAAUCUCCCAAGUGCCAUGCGGUCUCAUGGGUGUGUUUGUGUGUAUAAUGUCUGAUUGAAUCUGCAGAAAUGACCAGGUAAUCACUGUUUGGGAGUAUAGUGAGAAAAGAAUGGAAUGUAGGGUUUGGAGUUCCUUACUUGUUAUUGUGAUCUGACACAUGACAGGGGAUCGGUAGAUUUUAAUUCCUAACCCCACUCUACUCCCAAACCUAGUGAUUAAUGGGCAAGAAAAAAUCGUAUGUUUAUAUAUAAUUGAAUAAGUGGGGUUAACCCCUAUAAUCUCUGCUUUUCAAAGGGGAUAUGGAAUAUUUGACACUUGGUAAAAUGUGAAAUACUUUUGUAGUGAAUCUUUUCCUCCUGGUAGUAUCAACACUGGGGAUAGGUCAGAAUCAUUCUAUGGAAUGAAAUGUCUCUUAAGAGCCAUUAACUAACAGGAAUUUGAAAUUUAAAGAGGGAAUCUUCUCUACCUCUACAAAAUCAACACUUAAAAUUUUCUUUUCACCUUUAGAAUUAUUUAGAAUGUAGACUUACUUUAAGUCUGUUUUUUUCCUUUGUAGUGUAGAUAAUUUAUUGUUGUUAUUCUUUAUUUACUGACUACCAGAUAUAUAUAAAAUAAUGUGCAAAGGAUUAUUACUGUUCAAAGAGUUUACAAACUAAAUUUAAAAAGAAUGGCAAGUAUGAAAAAUUGCAGAGAAGAAAGUCAAAUAUUUGCUUAUGCUAAGGGGUAUUUUUAAUUUUCAGCUUUGAUGUAAAUUGCUGGCUUAGGUGUCUUUAGUUUAAGCAUGUUAGGAAAUGCCCUUUAUUCUUACGUGUAAAUACAUGUCUGCUUAUAAAGUUGAAUUUCAGAAAGCAUGUAGAACAGUUGUGGUAUAGUAGAAAAUACCUUGACAAGAAGAUAAUUUGCAUUCAUUUCCCAGCUCUUCCACUAACUAGAUUUUGUUACUUGAGUCACUUAACCUGUCUUUGAUUAGAGCUUCCUGACCUGUCUAUGCACAUUGGCACUGAAGGUCAUAGAUGUGCCUAGAUACGGAUCUGCUCACCCCUUGAUGCAGCUAAAGGUAAUCGGGGUCACCUUUGUCCAUUUUCUCCAAUGUGCCUAUAGGAUCACUUUCCAUGUGUGCCAUAACUUGGGAAAAGUUGGGAAGCACUGCCUAACUUAACUCCUCUAAACCUUUAGUUAUCUGUAAGACCAUCUAUUCUAUACUCUUUUUUUUAAAAGAGACAGUGAAUAUUUUUAAUUUUAAAUACUGAUGUUUAAAACUACCUAACACCUCUGGUUUUUAAAAAAAAUUUUAGGAGAUUUUUUUUUUUUUUUGAGAGAGAGAGAGAGACUUGCUCUGUCACCCC
Messenger RNA from Microcebus murinus (gray mouse lemur), 3499 nucleotides. It is a transcript of the gene KLHL23, whose product is annotated as kelch like family member 23. Gene Ontology annotation, molecular function: protein binding. NCBI's taxonomy places the organism in Eukaryota, Metazoa, Chordata, Mammalia, Primates, Cheirogaleidae. The record is from RefSeq and is a predicted model, not a curated record.